This is a messenger RNA of Prorocentrum cordatum, 573 nucleotides long. Lineage: Eukaryota; Dinophyceae; Prorocentrales; Prorocentraceae. The record is from the annotation of a GenBank genome assembly.
GUCUGGCGCCGCACAACCGCAUGGCCAUCGUGCAAGUGGUCGACCUCGCGGGCCGCGAGAGCGAGCAGACCUCGGAGUGCACAGGUGAGCGAUUCCAGGAGCUCAAGUUCAUCAAUCAGAGCUUGUUCCACCUGGCGAAGUGCAUCCAGACUCUGAGCGCGGGGAAGGCCGACCACAUACCGUUCCGCGACUCGAAGCUCACGCUGCUGCUCUCCGAGAGCUUCCAGCGGAACAGCUGGACGGCGUUGCUGGCCACCCUCACCCCGAGCGCCGUCAGCUUCGACGAGAAUGUGGUGACCUGCAGGUUCUUGGAGAGCACAGGGCGCAUCACCACGCACCCGGCGCCCAACCGGUUCUGCGCCCAGGACUUGCAGGCGCAGUUGCAGAGCGAGAUCGUGCAGAUGCAGGCGGAGCUGCAGCAGGGCGACACUGGCUCCUUACCCACGUUGCUAAAGGAUUCGCAGCUGCUGCUGAAUCACGUGAUGCUGUCGUGGACCAAGGAUUUUGCGAUGCCGCAGCGCAAGUCCACCGAGGUUUCCACCCAGGAGUCCCGCAUCGAGGAGGCAUCGAGGC